Molecule: messenger RNA, 1725 nt
Organism: Puma concolor (puma)
Lineage: Eukaryota; Metazoa; Chordata; Mammalia; Carnivora; Felidae
Gene: TBCCD1
Product: TBCC domain containing 1
Biological process (GO): maintenance of centrosome location; maintenance of Golgi location
Cellular component (GO): spindle pole centrosome
Source: RefSeq, a predicted model, not a curated record
AUGCUCGUGUAUGCCAAGAAGUCUUUUCACACAGAUGUCCUUAGUGAUAAUAUGGAUCAGUCCGGAGUUCUCCUCUGGGUGAAAGCAGAACCCUUUAUAGUGGGUGCCUUGCAAGUCCCCCCUCCAUCCAAGUUCAGUCUUCACUAUCUCAGGAAGAUAUCCACCUAUGUGCGAACCCGGGCCACAGAGGGGGCUUACCCACGCCUGUACUGGUCUACGUGGAGGCACAUUGCAUGUGGGAAGCUGCAGUUGGCCAAGGAUCUGGCGUGGCUUUACUUUGAAAUAUUUGAUAGUCUUGCAGUGAAGACACCAGAAGAGCGCCUGGAAUGGUCCGAGCUUCUGUCCAACUGCAUGUCUGAGGAUGAAGUCGAAAAGCAAAGAAAUCAGCUUUCAGUGGACACCCUACAGUUUCUGCUCUUCUUAUAUAUACAGCAGCUAAACAAGGUUUCCUUGAGGACAUCUUUGAUUGGAGAAGAGUGGCCUAGUCCCAGAAAUAGAUCUCAGUCUCCUGACUUGGCUGAAAAAUCCAGUUGCCAUAAUAAGAACUGGAAUGAUUACAGUCACCAAGCAUUUGUCUAUGAUCAUCUGUCAGACCUCCUUGAGCUGCUUUUAGAUCCAGAACAACUCACUGCAUCAUUUCAUUCGACCCAUAGUAGUCUCGUCUCUCGAGAAGCUGUUGUGGCCCUCAGCUUUCUGAUUGAAGGUACAGUGAGUGGAGCCAGGAAGAUAUAUCCACUUCAUGAACUUGCACUGUGGCAACCACUACAUGCAGAAAGUGGCUUCUCAAGGCUCUCUAAGACCUUUUCUUUCUACAAGCUGGAAGCCUGGCUGAGAACCUGUUUGACUGGGAAUCCAUUUGGUACAUCUGCCUGCCUCAAGUCUGGAAAGAAAUUGGCUUGGGCUCACCAAGUUGAAGGGACGACCAAAAGAGCUAAGAUUGCUUGUAAUACUCAUGUGGCCCCUAGGAUGCACCGCAUGGUGGUGAUGAGCCAGGUUUACAAGCAGACCUUGGCCAAGAGCUCAGAUACUCUGGUGGGGGCACACGUAAAGAUUCAUCGUUGCAACGAAUCUUUUAUAUAUCUGCUGUCUCCCUUACGAUCUGUGACCAUUGAGAAGUGCAGGAAUAGCACAUUUGUCUUGGGCCCCGUACAGACUGCUCUUCACCUCCACAGCUGUGACAACAUUAAAGUCAUUGCUGCCUGCCACCGUUUGUCCAUCUCUUCCACGGCAGGCUGCGUCUUUCACAUUCUGACGCCUACACGCCCACUUAUUCUCUCUGGAAACCAGAGAGUAACUUUGGCCCCUUUUCACACCCAUUAUCCAAUGCUGGAGGAUCACAUGGCCAGGACCGGCCUUGCUACAGUGCCUAACUAUUGGGAUAAUCCAAUGAUUGUGUGCAGAGAGAGCAGUGACACAAGUGUCUUCCGACUCUUACCACCUUGUGAAUUCUAUAUAUUUAUUAUCCCCUUUGAAAUGGAAGGGGAUACGACAGAGAUACCUGGGGGGCUUCCGUAUGCAUAUCAGAAAGCACUGCGUCAAAGAGAGCAGAAGAUACAAAUCUGGCAGAAAACUGUGAAGGAGGCUCGUUUGACAAAGGAUCAGAGGAAGCAGUUCCAGGUACUCGUGGAGAACAAGUUUUAUGAGUGGCUGAUUAAUACAGGACAUCGCCAACAGCUGGACAGUCUGGUGCCCCCUGCCGCAGGCUCCAAACAAGCAGCAGGAUAA